Nematocida major is the source of this 3000-nucleotide messenger RNA. RefSeq lists its product as uncharacterized. The record is from RefSeq and is a predicted model, not a curated record. Bases 1 to 3000 code for a protein of 999 amino acids. NCBI's taxonomy places the organism in Eukaryota, Fungi, Microsporidia. The transcript has a single exon.
AUGAAGAUAGAAAAAUUAUUAGAAGUGUCUGUGCUUAUAGGCUUGUCAUUUUUACAGGUGUCAAAACAGUCUACCCCAGAAGCUUUGCCCGGCCAAGACGUCGCAGAUUCUUUAGAUAUACUUUUAGACCCGGAGCAAGAACAGGAGCUGCUUAACGACUUGUCUCUGUCAACACAUCAGCUCGCAAAGUUUGAGGAGCUUCUGCAGAGUCAAGGCGAUUACAACGAGCUAGUCUCUGUGUGUGAGAAUUUGGAUUUUGGAAAUUUUAUGGAAAGUGAAAGUACCUCUCUUCCCACCCCGAUAAUUGAUUUUUCUGCCAUACAUACCAUGUAUGCAGAAAGCAUGGAUUCUGCAAAAGAAAAUUUAAAGGCGGAGCAAGCUACAAUGAGAGAGCCUGUUUUCAAUAGCACUGGUUUUACGAAGCAAGGCACGCCUUUCCCGGAAACCCAGCCGUCACCGAUGCCAGACUGCGGCAUGCCCCUGGAAGACCUACCGAAUAUUUCUGAGAUUCUCUCGACCUCAUUUGGCGGGGAAGUUCAAUCCUCCUCUUCCAAGUCUUCUGCGUGCAGUGAGGGCGAGCAGAAUCCUCAGACUUCUACCAGCCAAAAAAGCGUCAACAUCGAGGCCCUAGACAAAAUGUGUGUUUCUUCGGUGGUCAUUGAAACGCCCGAAGUCCAGAAAGCGAAGCAGGAUCAAGGCGAUUCUGCUUGCACCUCCUCCGAUGUAGCGUAUAGGAUCAGUGGCGAAGAGGUUUGCUCGAUUAUAACACGGGCCUGCAGCAAAAAAAGCAGAGAAAACACGUAUCUGUCGUUUAAGUAUCAACCCGAGAAAAAAUCAUACUGUCUUAUUAUUGAAACAGAUGACUUGAUCCAAAACUGGAUGUUUGACGAAAAAAACCUAACGGAGAAAAGCAAGGCAUACAUGAAUAUGUAUCGGAAAAAAACACUGUGCGACCAGUUUAUGUCGACCCAGGAGCAGCGCUUGGACGUGAAAAAACUUUCCAUUACGACUUUGGAAGCUGCAAAGAAAAAUAUAAAUCGCGCACACUCUGUGGGGUAUAAGAUUCUGCAGGACUUCACUUCGAACGACAGCAUCUGGAGAUUUUUGAUCGAGUUUCUGGGGCCCUCCAACAACGUAUACACAGACGUCCAAUUGCUGAGUGAGCUUAACAACACGCUUGAGUUUCCGAAAAGAAACCUCAUAGGGUACUACUUCAGCAUUUUUGCAGACCUCCAGAGAUACAUAGAAGCGACAACCCCCUCCAGGAUUUUGGUGGCUUCAUGCAGAAGCGACCUUCUGCCAAAAAACAGCACGCAAACGUUGGGGGACGUUUUUCUGUCCUCGCCGAUCCCGCGUGUGCAACUGAAAAAAACCAUGGAUGCAUAUUUGAAAUAUGAAGAUCCCCAAAAAGGCUUGUUCGGGGUUCUUUCUAUUCUGAGCCUUCCCGAGGUGUACUGCGAUUUUGAAAACAUACCCAGCGAUGUGUUUUCCAAGGUGCUGAACGGGUUUAUUUUCAAAAUUAAGGCACUGAAGGAUCCGAAAGAGCAAAAAUACCUGUAUGAGAAAACUCGCAUUCUGUGGUUUCUCUAUUCUGUGGUAAACAAAGACUCAAAAAUGAGUGCAUUGUGGAAGAGUCAACUGUUCGAGUGGCACAAUAAUUUUGUCCAGUCCCACUCGCAAUUUGGGAAUUCAUUUGGAAUAAUUUACAAGAAAGCAUACUCGGCAGUGGCGAUGUUUUAUGAGAAGUGCCCAAGCAUCAGCACACAAGAAAGCGGGGGAAACGACCAAAUAGAAAGCCCUGGUUACAAAGUUCAAGGAAUCAACGUGAUCGUAAAUCAGCUCUACAAAAAGAUUGCUAUGAGUGUGCAGCUGAACGCAUGCGGGGAGUUCGUCAUUAAAAAAAUGAAAUUCGUCGACCAGUACAACUGCUGGCAGGCGGAACCCCCAAAACUGCACACCCAUAUACACUUUGUGGAUAACUUCAAGCAGGAGUACAAGAUGGUGUGCUUUCCGCUGUUUAUACAGCCUGGAGCUCCUCCAUGCCCUAUGCACUGCGCGCGCGGAAUCUGCUGGUUUCUGAGCAAUCUGUACAGCAUCCCCAUAAAAGACAUAUACCCAAUGAAGCACUGCAAAGCCACAGACAUGUGGUGCCUUUUGCACGAGGAUGACAUGCAAAAGAGCAUGAAGGAGCAGCUCUUUGGCUGCGACAAUUCCGUGGUCUUUUACUACAUUUCAAACAGCAGCCCAGACCAGGAGUACACUUUUUCCGUGUUCCAAAAACAGUACAAUCCCAGAAUAACUGCUUCGGGACGAAUCCAGAUACCUCUUUUUCUCUCUCCUCUUAUGCAGAGCGCGCUUUCUCUGACCCACUUUGUUCAACACGGCAAGAGGCCGCCCUAUUCAAGAAAGCUUUCCGAAUUCACCCAGAACUAUGUGUUUCCAAGCGUCUACAUACCGAAGGUGGAGCUGUUCAAGAAAAAAAGAGAGGCAUACCAACGCCCGCGCGCGCCUUUUCUAACAUACUUCGGUGUCAGCAAGUACUAUGCAAACUUAUAUUUGUCCUGCGCAAAACCAACUGCACAGUGCCACAGCAUGCGCCUGCGCAUAUACAUGAUAAACCAGGGGGAAAACGAAUACAUAUUUACAUGGUGCAUUAAAAUGUGCGAAAACAAAAACGUCUACAGGCACUACUUCUUUGAAAGCACAGUCGCUGCCCAAUCAGAAUUUAAUUCCGAUCAAGUGGCGCAAUCAAUAGAGAAAAUUUGCCAGUUCUAUUACGAAUCCAGCCUCCACGCUCAUGUAUCUAUAUAUUCUUCUGAAAAAUCGAAGUCCAACCCCAUCUUGCUUCUAUCCCCAGCUGACUUUCAGUCAUUCUGCAGAAUCAACAAGACAUAUUGCUACAAAUCAAGCGUGCUGGUGGCCUUUAAAAGCAUACAGUACAUCAAGCCAGAGCUAAACGUGCACAACAAUCUGAUGCGCUUUUUGUUGUGCAAGCAAUAG